Molecule: messenger RNA, 279 nt
Organism: Leptosia nina
Lineage: Eukaryota; Metazoa; Arthropoda; Insecta; Lepidoptera; Pieridae
Source: the annotation of a GenBank genome assembly
AUGACAAGGAGGUGGUUGGCGAUGGUCGCUCUGUUGAUGGUUGUGGCCGCUGUGAGGGGGUACAACUGCGUCUGCAAUCCGAGGGAAUGCGAAGUCUUGGGUCCCAGCGGGUGCCCUGGGCUCGGGAUGGUGGUGUGGGAUCCGUGCAGAUGCUGCCAAGUGUGUGCAAGGACAUUGGGUGAGCACUGUGGAGGUUUCAAAGGCACGUGUGAACCGGGACUAAGGUGUAAAGGUGGUUUAUGUGUGAAGAUUAAAGAAAAGGAAGAGGAUAUUGUAUAA